CUGGGGGAACCUUUCUUUUUUUUCUUUUUAACCAAAAUAUGGCUAUACACAGAGAAGGAAUAACAACCGAAACCCAUGAUUGGACCAUGAUCAAGGCCUCGUCUUUGAUAAAGGAUCAAAAAGUGAUUACAAUCGAUGGCUCUUUACCAGUAGAAGAAGCUUGUAAUUUGCUUAUCGAAAACAAUAUCACGUCAGCUCCUGUUUAUGAAUCUAACGUGAAGGAAGUAAACGAGACAACUAUUGUUCAUCCAAGAUCAUAUGUUGGUAUGUUUGAUUAUGGCGAUGUUAUCGCUUAUAUCUUGCUCGUAUUACAAAAUAUGCCACCACCAGGUGAUGACGAAGCACAAGAAAGCAUGAAUUUCGAAAUAAAAGAUAUUAUUCGUCGAGCUGUUGAAGGAAGAGAGGUCCCGGUCAGAUUAGCCAGUGAUUUAUCACAAAAGAACCCUUUUUAUUCAAUUCUUCCUGAGGCUACCUUGUUAUCUGCAGUAGAAGAAUUUGCUUAUGGUAUACACAGAGUCUGUGUACUUAAUCCUGACGGAUCAAUCAAGGGUAUAUUGUCACAAUCUAAUGUCGCUCGAUAUCUUUAUACGAAUCAACGAAACUUUUCGGAUAUUGAGCGUGUCAUGAAUAAGACACUACGUCAGCUGGGCCUUGGUGUAUCGGAUGUCAUUGCUGUCAAUGCAGAUUCACCCGUGCUUGAUGCUCUUUCUCUCAUGAGCAAGUAUGGCGUAUCAUCUGUUGCGGUGAUAGGCCAUAUGGGUAUGGUACUUGGAAAUAUAAGCAUGACUGAUGUCAAGUUUGUUAUGAAAAGCUACAAGCAUCAGCUUUUAUGGAAGACUUGCUUUCAAUUUGUUAGCCUUGUUCGCACACAACAAGGCGUCGAGGAUGGCCAGGACCGGAUACCUGUUUUUGAUGUACGUCUAGAUACAACACUGGGAUUCACUGUAGCUAAGCUAUUAGCUACUAAAUCACAUCGCGUAUGGGUUGUGGAUGAAAGAGAGAAAGCGAUCGGCGUUGUCUCUCUUACAGAUGUGAUGCGUGCUAUUGCAGCCAACAGUGGUAUAGAGAUUAAGCCGUUACAAAAGGGAAAGGAUAUAGAAAAGCAAUAAAAACUCAGUUGUAGUACUAAAACUGUAAACAAUAAGGUUAUUUUAUUAUGGCAGCUUUCUUUUUCUUUUUAUCUCUUUCUUCGUUUUCCCCUUCUCUUUUUCUUCCCCUUUUAUUAUUAUUAUUAUUAU
Messenger RNA from Rhizopus microsporus ATCC 52813, 1238 nucleotides. RefSeq names its product cystathionine beta-synthase. The record is from RefSeq and is a predicted model, not a curated record. Bases 39 to 1109 code for a protein of 356 amino acids. The transcript is spliced from 9 exons. Lineage: Eukaryota; Fungi; Mucoromycota; Mucoromycetes; Mucorales; Rhizopodaceae. Gene Ontology annotation, molecular function: protein serine/threonine phosphatase inhibitor activity.